AUGCCCCGACCGGGAAAGAGCUCGUACAGCGAGCAGAAGCCUCCGUACUCCUACAUCUCCCUGACAGCCAUGGCCAUCCAGAGCUCGGAGGAGAAGAUGCUCCCCCUCUCGGACAUCUACAAGUUCAUCAUGGAGCGCUUCCCUUACUACCGGGAGAACACGCAGCGCUGGCAGAACUCCCUGCGCCACAACCUCUCCUUUAACGACUGCUUCAUCAAGAUCCCGCGCCGGCCCGACCAGCCGGGCAAGGGCAGCUUCUGGGCGCUGCACCCGGCGUGCGGCGACAUGUUUGAGAAUGGCAGCUUCCUGCGGCGCCGCAAGCGCUUCAAGCUGGCCCGUCCCACCUCAUCCCUUCCCCCUCGCCCGCCCCCAGACCCCCGCCACCCCCACGUCUACCACCACGCCUACGGCCUCCACGCCGGAGUCGGAGGCGGCCAACCCCCGCACAGCUUCAAGCACCCCUUCGCCAUCGAGAACAUCAUCGGGCGCGAGUGCCGCGGCGUGAUCGGGCCGCCCGGCUCGGCGGUGCCCAUCUCCUCCGUCAUGAGCCAGCUGGGGUACCCGCUGCCCACGCAGCUCUGGCCGGGCAUGGGCGCCCUCUCCUCUGACUUCCCGCCCUUCGGGCUGCCCGUCAAGAGCCUCUACCACCACCACCACCAUCACCACCACCAGCCUAGCGGCGGCGGGGGUGCACAGGGGAUGCCCGCUGUGCCCGUACCCAUCAAGCCCACGCCGACGCUGGGCACAACGCUGGGGCUACAACGGUGCCAGGAUGGAGGAGUCGGAGUCGGACAGGGCAAGACCAGCUGCACACUGCACCCCUCACUGCUGCUGCCUUAG
Molecule: messenger RNA, 840 nt
Organism: Engraulis encrasicolus (European anchovy)
Lineage: Eukaryota; Metazoa; Chordata; Actinopteri; Clupeiformes; Engraulidae
Gene: foxb2
Product: forkhead box B2
Exons: 1
Coding region: 1-840 (279 amino acids)
Biological process (GO): anatomical structure morphogenesis; cell differentiation; regulation of transcription by RNA polymerase II
Molecular function (GO): DNA-binding transcription factor activity, RNA polymerase II-specific; RNA polymerase II cis-regulatory region sequence-specific DNA binding
Source: RefSeq, a predicted model, not a curated record